GUCUAGAAUAAAACUCUCUUUAGAAAUGGAAUGUAGAAUCUUUAUCCUAUUUUAUUUUUAUGUUAUUUUGAAGUUCAUCCAUGUCUAUAUAUAAUAAUAUCUAAAAACUAAAGCAUAAUAAUAUCUAAAAACUAAAGCAUAGCAUUUAUUGUCCAUCCAGUCUAUUUCCAUCUAUUUUGGCCUAUUUCAGUCUAUUACAAUUUAUUUCAGUCCAAUUCGGUCCACUUAAGUAAUGCUUUGGGAGGAAAUAUUUGAGUAGAAAGAGGGGAUAAGUAAUACAAUAUUGUUAAGAAAUUGGAGAUAAUUCAUGCACACAGGAGUAUUUUGCAUGCAAGAAUGUGACCACGAAGAGAUGGGUAUAGCACCAUCACGAGAUGAGGCUCCAAAUUCAGAGCAAAUUAAACAAGACAAGUUCAGAGAAGUCGAAGUGAAGGAGAAAUCAACAGAAACACAGCCUAGUCAUAGUGCCACUGCCAACAAAGACAAGGCAGUGGAGAAUAUUGGAGCAGCACCACUUGCAAUUGCACAAAACUUCAUAGCCAUAUUGAAAGAUGCAGCUGCCAACAAAGCCAAGGCAGUGGAUAAAUUUGGCGCAGCACCACUUGCACUUGCACAUAACUGUGAAGCCAUAUUGAAAGAUGCAGGCUCACCAGUUGACAACUCCUCCAAGGAGAGGCUGAAUGAACAGCCCUAUGCUGGAGUACUCUUAAACCAAAAUACAAAGAAGUAUUGGGUUGACAAGAAAUCCAACAACGUCUUCUUCUUGUAUGCAAGGAAUCUGUCAAUUACUUGGGCUGCAGACACCCGUUACUGGCACUGGUCAUCUCUUAAAGAAACGAGUGAUGUGUCGGUUGAUGUCGCCGAACUAUUAAAUGUGUGUUGGCUAGAAGUGGGUGGAAAGUUUGAGACAAAGAAGCUCUCACCAGGAACCUUAUAUGAAGUAGCAUUUGAGAUAAUGUUGAAAGAUCCAUCUUAUGGAUGGGAAGUUCCAGUGAAUAUUAGACUUACACUACCAGAUGGAAACAAGCAAGAACACAAAGAAAAUUUGAUGAAAAAGCCAAGAGGGGAAUGGAUAGAGAUCCCCGUAGGUGAGUUUGUAACAUCACCAGAAAAUACUGGAGAGAUAGAAUUCUCAAUUUAUGAAUAUGAAGGUGGGAAAUGGAAGAGGGGGCUUGUCAUCAAAGGUGUUGCCAUUCGGCCCAAGUAUUAGGUUCUAGAAUAGUCAACAACAUAUGUGUCGGGAGAUACUGUUCUCUGGAUAUCAAUGUGAAAGCAGGAAAUUAGCUAAAACAAAAAAUAAAUGUGAAGGCAAGAAGCAAGGUUACAAUAUGUAAUGAAUAACCCAAAAGAUAUUAAUGGAAGAAAUGCUUCACCUUUCAGUAUAA
Molecule: messenger RNA, 1385 nt
Organism: Quercus robur (English oak)
Lineage: Eukaryota; Viridiplantae; Streptophyta; Magnoliopsida; Fagales; Fagaceae
Product: protein PHLOEM PROTEIN 2-LIKE A1-like
Exons: 5
Coding region: 308-1210 (300 amino acids)
Source: RefSeq, a predicted model, not a curated record